Messenger RNA from Candida tropicalis MYA-3404, 570 nucleotides. RefSeq lists its product as uncharacterized. The transcript has a single exon. The coding region runs from base 1 to 570 and encodes 189 amino acids. The record is from RefSeq and is a predicted model, not a curated record. NCBI's taxonomy places the organism in Eukaryota, Fungi, Ascomycota, Pichiomycetes, Serinales, Debaryomycetaceae.
AUGACUGAUAUAAAUCCAUCCAUAAAGUCAGAUAUACUCCUGAGACUAGAAUCCCUAAAGGCAAAGAGAAAAGAGGCACAGAAACUAAAUCGACAGGAGCUAUUCCAGUACACCAAGAACCAACGUAUUGCAUCCAUAAAAUCUAAAAAGGAAAAAGAAAAGGAGUCCAAUCAUUAUAAUGAGUAUGAAGAUGAUAAUAAAGAAUCACAUUCCAAGAAAUGGCAUAUACAGAAGAAACUGGAUGGAUCAGCCAAUUUUAACGAUUUGGCAGAACUGACAUAUUACAAACGCAUUGAUAAACUAAAGGUGGAUAAAGAAUCGUACAAGAACCAAAAGGAAUUACUAUUGAAUCAACAAGAUUCAGGCAAAGAUAAAUCGUCGAGCAUAGUCGAUGUACUGAAUCAUCCUGACGCAGAAACCAAAGUUGAAGUAGUUCGAUUCUUAUCUGAUAUUAAUGACAAACGAAUGAAAAGACGACGCAAUGCUAAAGAUGAAGAGGUUGUUGAUAAUUUUAUCAAUGAAAAGAAUAAACAGUUUAACAUGAAGUUAAACAGACAAAUCAAUAAGUAG